Molecule: messenger RNA, 798 nt
Organism: Spinacia oleracea (spinach)
Lineage: Eukaryota; Viridiplantae; Streptophyta; Magnoliopsida; Caryophyllales; Amaranthaceae
Product: 40S ribosomal protein S11
Exons: 6
Coding region: 131-610 (159 amino acids)
Biological process (GO): translation
Cellular component (GO): ribosome; cytosolic small ribosomal subunit
Molecular function (GO): structural constituent of ribosome
Source: RefSeq, a predicted model, not a curated record
UCGCAUUCUUUUUAAGCUUUGAAGCAUCGAAAACUAGGGUUUAAGCUCUCCUAUCCUUCAUCUUCUCUCACUCUCUCCUACACGGCGCCUGGGUUGAUUCUUUCGAAUCUCGUCUUGCAACUACUCAACAAUGGCGGAACAGACUGAGAAGGCUUUCUUGAAGCAGCCGAAAGUAUUUUUGAGCUCGAAGAAAACUGGAAAGGGAAAGAGGCCUGGGAAAGGAGGAAAUCGCUUCUGGAAGAGCAUUGGUUUGAGCUUUAAGACUCCCAGAGAAGCUAUUGAAGGAACAUACAUUGACAAGAAAUGUCCCUUCACCGGUUCUGUUUCAAUCAGAGGACGUAUUUUAGCUGGUACUUGCCACAGUGCUAAGAUGCAGAGAACCAUCAUUGUUCGCCGGAACUAUCUUCAUUACAUCAAGAAGUACCAAAGGUACGAGAAGAGACACUCAAACAUCCCUGCACAUGUGUCACCUUGCUUCCGUGUCAAAGAAGGAGACCAUGUUAUCAUUGGUCAAUGCAGGCCUAUCUCAAAGACAGUGAGGUUCAAUGUGUUGAAGGUGAUUCCAGCUGGAGCUGCUGCUGGAGGAAAGAAGGCUUUCGCAGGACUGUAAGGUGUUGUUUGGACAGAUAUUGUGGUGUAGCUAGGAUCUGUUUUUGGGGCUUGAAAUUUAAUGAUGUUUUGCAGACCCUUAAAUUUUGAUACUAGAACUCAGUUUUUAUGAUUACUGAAUACUAACUACUCCAUGCUUCUUUGUUAAAAUCUUGGGAAUUUUAGUUCAAAUAUCUUUAUGUUGUCAAA